AUGCCUCGACCGGCCAGGCGCAACCAAGCUGCACCUUCUGCUAGCCAUUCCAUUACCAACUUCACCCGUGUCUCGAAAGCUUGUACCCCAAACGAUACUGCUAAGAAGAUUAUCGCCCAGCCUGCAUCUUCGGUAAUCACUAGGAAACGCAAAGCGGCCACAGAUGGAGAAGAUACCCAUCCGAGAACUAAGGCUCGGACUGCAUCUUUUGCACCCAGCAGUGACGAUGAACUUGCCACGCCUAUAAAGCUCGUAUCAAAGAACCAGGAACUGGCUGCGGACCGGGGUGCGAAGAAUGUGCCGAAAGGGAAGCGAACUGCGAAGGCAACUCCCUCAAGGGCGAGAGCUGCCCACAAGCCCAUAGGGACCACACCUCUUUCCGAGAGCAAGAGGCAAGGAAAGACAGUGCAAACCAAGCUCGACAAUGUAUUCAAAACGCUGCGCAAGCAGACGGUCGACAAGGAUGCACUUCCUCUCCAUCUUGCCGAGCUCGUUGACAUACAUCGGUCGUUUGUCAAGACAAUUAUGAUCCAGUUGGCUCACAACGGUAACAAUUCACCUAUCGACAUACGCACACUUGCGCCACAUAUUUCUCAAUCGUGGGGUAAACGCCAGGUCACUAUCGAGGAUAUUCGACGAUGCAUCGCUAUACAAACUUCGACAAAAACCAACACUCAUUCACCAUUCAUGAUUGCCGACUAUGGACGGGGAAAGAUAUGUGUUGAGCGCUCUUCUGUCGACAUGGCACCAAUCCAUGAAGAGCGUUUGCUGAAACAAUUUGAAAUCAAUUUGAGAACAUUAGGCACCGAACGCUCCGCCGAUGAAAUGGACAUUGACCUUCCGUUGGAUAGUCUCUCACUAAACGAGCUUCCCCAAGUGGAGAUAAAGAACAUGGACAACAGAACAACAGCGAAUCCAAUUCUUAACAAAGGUCAGCGUGCGUUGUCGGAGCUUAAGAGUAGCAUUGUGACGAAGCAGCAUGAGAAGGCAGCAAGACAAAACGCGGCAUCCAGCAGCCCCCUCCUCAACCCAGAUGGCACAAAGAUGAGCCUGCUUGAUCGGCUACGAUUAAAACAAUUAGCUAAAGCCAACGAACCCCUUCCCCCUUCUGGGCCCGAGCUUCAGCGACGUGCAGCCCUCAAUCGUGUGGGCGAUGUUGCAGCAACUAUUUCAAUGCUGAGCCUAUCCAACCCAAUGUCACUGCCACGACAGGCUUUUACGAUGGCAGUUAUACUUGAGAAGCUCAAAGACUCUCUCCGGGUUCCGGUAUCGAAGGAGGAGGGGGCAGCUUGCGUGCGUUUGAUUGCCAGCGAGGUCGCCCCGGAGUGGCUUCGAGUCGUUACAAUCGGAGGCAGAGAAAACGUGGUUGUGCAGCGUAGCAGCCAACCCGUUGAUAGAGUGCUACAGAGUCGUGUACAGAAGCUGUUGGCCUAG
Fusarium musae is the source of this 1434-nucleotide messenger RNA. RefSeq lists its product as uncharacterized. The transcript has a single exon. The record is from RefSeq and is a predicted model, not a curated record. Bases 1 to 1434 code for a protein of 477 amino acids. NCBI's taxonomy places the organism in Eukaryota, Fungi, Ascomycota, Sordariomycetes, Hypocreales, Nectriaceae.